GCAGCAUUCCUCUUCCUGCUGCACUUGGAGCAACAGCUUGUUUUCUUCGAGAUCUUAUUUUUCCACUUUUUAAAAAGAAAUAACGGGCAUAAUGCAGUUGCCUAACAGACCAGUCGCAGCUUAUGGAUACUCCGUGCGUAAUUACGCACCAGCAUCGCUGUACCCGCAGUACCAGGGGAGCCAGUGCGCGUCGUCAACGAAGCCUCCAAGUGGAAAAUCUUUCACUAUCGAUGCUUUGCUCGCCAAGCCGGAGGACACAACCAGCUGCCGGACGAGUCCUACUCAGUGCAGAGAGAAAUAUCAACCACCAGCCCCAGUUCUGUCCCUCACCGGACACGUAGGCUUACCGAUGGCAACGACACCUUACGUCUACUCACCAAACAUGUUGCACUCAGCGGUCCACACACAACCCGGAUAUUCAGUGUACUGCUGCCCGCCUUUCACCUACCAGUCAUCGUGCCGUGGAGCAUUUUACGCACAAGCUUCAGUGUCCAAAGUCAACGCAGGGCUGCAUUCGUUCAAAACUAAAGGUGGGAAGUCGAAACGGAUGCGCACCAGCUUCACCAGCGAGCAGCUCUCCCGGCUGGAGAAGGAGUUUGCACGGCAGCAGUACAUGGUCGGAUCAGAGAGGUUCCUCCUGGCCUCGGCGCUACAGCUCACAGAAGCUCAGGUCAAAGUCUGGUUCCAGAACCGACGCAUCAAGUGGCGCAAACAGAGUCUGGAGCAGCAACAGGCCAAGCUGGCCAAACUGGGCCUGGCUGCUCCGCCGAAAAGUCCCGGAUCUCAAGGCCACGGAGAUGAAGGAGAUGAAGAUGAGGAGUUCUCCGACUUGGAUGUGGAUAUUGACGUGUCUGAUGACUCUACUGACCACUGUUGACCGAAUACCACUGGAUUUUUGAAAGGACUUUUUGUACAUACUGCUGAGAAAGGAGGCGUGUGUCUCCUACUAUGAAUAUUUAAUAGAUGUAUAGUUAUAUAUUUAAUUUCCUACAUUUAUUGCUCUUUGAUGAGUUCACUUCAUGU
Molecule: messenger RNA, 1023 nt
Organism: Siniperca chuatsi (mandarin fish)
Lineage: Eukaryota; Metazoa; Chordata; Actinopteri; Centrarchiformes; Sinipercidae
Gene: noto
Product: notochord homeobox
Exons: 3
Coding region: 92-877 (261 amino acids)
Biological process (GO): neuron differentiation; regulation of DNA-templated transcription; central nervous system development
Molecular function (GO): DNA binding; DNA-binding transcription factor activity, RNA polymerase II-specific
Source: RefSeq, a predicted model, not a curated record